This is a messenger RNA of Toxotes jaculatrix (banded archerfish), 4664 nucleotides long. RefSeq names its product calcium homeostasis endoplasmic reticulum protein (gene cherp). Bases 146 to 2944 code for a protein of 932 amino acids. Gene Ontology annotation, molecular function: RNA binding. Gene Ontology annotation, biological process: intracellular calcium ion homeostasis; RNA processing. The record is from RefSeq and is a predicted model, not a curated record. Gene Ontology annotation, cellular component: perinuclear region of cytoplasm. Lineage: Eukaryota; Metazoa; Chordata; Actinopteri; Toxotidae. The transcript is spliced from 20 exons.
UACUUCUUCCGGUUCACGUCACAGUGGCAAUGCCAGUGUUUUUUUGGGGCAAUAUUAUAAAUCCUUUAGAGAAAUACAAAACGAGUUGACUGAUCUCUGGAUUAUCUAUUUAGUUUCAGCGCUUUCGCUGUAACUGAAGUCAAAUAUGGAUAUCCCCAGUCCCCCCGAAGAUCAAGAGCUGAGGAAUGUGAUUGACAAACUGGCUCAGUUUGUCGCUCGGAAUGGGCCAGAAUUUGAAAAGAUGACAAUGGAGAAACAGAAGGACAACCCCAAGUUCUCCUUCCUGUUUGGGGGAGAAUACUUCAGCUACUACAAGUGCAAGCUUGCUAUGGAGCAACAGCAGCAUCCCUCUACCCACGAUGGGGAGGAGUAUAAAUCCGAAGAAAUGUACAACCCGGGCGCCAAAGAGGCGGUUGAUCUCCCUCCUCCACCGAUGCCGAUGAUCGCUCCACCUCCCAUUCCUCCGCCUGCUGCACCCUCUAUUGAUGAGCUCAUCCAACAGAGCCAGUGGAAUCUGCAGCAGCAGGAGCAGCAUCUGCACACACUCAGACAGGAGCAAGUGACUGCAGCUAUAGCUCUGGCUAUGGAGCAGCAGACCCAAAAACUGCUGCUGGAAACUCAGUUGGACAUCACAGAGUUUGACAACCUGUUGCAGCCAAUCAUAGACACCUGCACCAAAGAUGCUAUCUCUGCUGGUAAGAAUUGGAUGUUCAACAACGCCAAGACUCCACUGCACUGCGAUCUGAUGACAUCACAUCUUCGCAACCGUAUCACUACUGAUGGAGCACAUUUUGAGCUUCGCCUACACCUCAUCUAUUUAACCAAUGACGUUCUCCAUCACUGCCAGCGGAAGCAGCAGAAGGAUUUGUUGGCAGCGCUGCAGAAAGUGGUGGUUCCCAUCUACUGCACCAGCUUCCUGGCUGUAGAGGAAGAGAAGCAGCAGAAGAUCACCAGGCUGUUGCAGCUUUGGGAGAAGAAUGGGUACUUUGACGACGAGACCAUUCAGCAGCUUCAGAAUCCAGCGCUGGGCCUCGGCCAGUACCAGGCGUCUCUGAUAACAGAGUAUGCUGCGGUGGUGCAGCCGAUCCAGCUGGCCUUCCAGCAGCAGAUCCAAGCUUUGAAGACCCAGCACGAAGAGUUUGUCGCCAGCCUGAAACAACAACAACAGCAGCAGCAGCAGCAGCAACAACAGCCGCAGCCUGCCCCUGUACCACAGCUAGCUACCCCCGCUGAGCCUGAAAAGGCCCCACCUAUGACUACACAGGCUGGGGAUGUGAAACCUGCCAUGUCAGGUCCCCCUCCAGGGGAGUUUGAUGGAGCUUCCUCCCGGCCACAGGAUCCCAGCAACCCCAGUGCACCUUCAGAAAUCCCCUCCAACAAGCCUGCGUGGUAUGACCCCCAGCACAUGGGCCCCUGGAACCCCAACCAGCCGCCUCCUUUUGAUCCAAACCAGCCUCCCCCUCCUUGCCCUCCAUGGAACAGCCAUGAGGGCAUGUGGAACGAACAGAGGGAGCCACCCAACUGGAGUGGAGGUCCACCCAGAGAAGGAGGCCCCUGGAGUGGUCCAGGUGGGUCUGAACCAGGCCCUCCAUCUUGGAACUCAUAUGACCAACAGCCACCAUGGGGGAAUCAGCCUGACCAGCCUCCCUGGGGCCAGAGGGAGCCCCCAUUUCCUCCACGCAUGCAGAGACCUCCUCAUUUCAGAGGACCCUUUCCUCCCCACCAGCAGCCACCUCCUUUCAACCAGCCUCCUCCACCUCCACACAACUUCGGACGCUUCCCUCCGCGGUUUAUGCAGGAUGACUUUCCUCCCAGACACCACUACGACAGGCCGCCGUACACCCCACACCGCUUUGACUAUGCUCAGGGAGAGUUUCCCGGAGGUGAGGGCAGAGACAUGCCAGGCCCUCCUCCACACCACCAUCCCAAUCAGAGGCUUCCUCCCCCAGGUAUGGGGGCUGAUCAUCCUCCCUGGGGUGGAGGCCAGCACCCGGAUUUCGGCCCACCCCCACACGGCUUCAACGGUCAUUCACCCCACAUGCGUCAUCGGCAGCAUCCAGUCCAAGAUGACCCAAGUCUGGUGCCUAACGUACCUUACUUCGACCUGCCAGCUGGUCUCAUGGCUCCUCUGGUCAAACUUGAGGACUGUGAUUAUAAACCACUAGACCCUAAAGAUAUCCGACUGCCCCCUCCCAUGCCACCCAGUGAUCGGCUGCUUGCUGCUGUGGAAGCUUUCUACAGCCCUCCAUCCCACGAUCGGCCGAGGAACAGUGAAGGCUGGGAGCAGAACGGCCUGUACGAGUUUUUCAGGGCCAAGAUGAGAGCCAGGAGGAAAAAGGGACAGGAGAAACGCAACAGUGGUCGUGCAGGCAGUCGUUCCAGGAGUCACUCUCGCAGCAGAGGGAGGUCUUCAUCUCGCUCCAGCUCUCGCUCUUCAAAGUCCUCCAGGUCACGGUCCCGAUCCUCUCGUUCUCGCUCCCGCAGCCGCUCCCGCUCCUACUCACGAUCCAGGUCCAGGAGUAGAUCCAGGUCAUCUCGGAGUCGCUCUCGCUCCAGAUCCAGAUCCCGUUCACGUUCACCCACCAAGAGACGCCGUGGCCCCAAAUCCCGUAGCUCCUCCCCUCCCUCCACAUCAGUCCUGGGCGGUCCUCCCUCCAAACUCUCUACAGAUACCAGGCUAGGGGAGGAGAACAAGGGCCAUCAGCUGCUGAUGAAGAUGGGCUGGAGUGGCUCAGGUGGUCUGGGGGCAAAAGAACAGGGCAUCCAGGACCCCAUCAAAGGAGGAGAUGUCAGGGAUAAAUGGGACCAGUACAAAGGUGUGGGUGUGUCAUUGGAUGACCCUUAUGAGAACUAUCGCAGGAACAAGAGCUACAACUUUGUUGCCCGCAUGAAGGCGCGAGAGGAAGUGAAUCGGGAACCUCAGGAUGCCCCUUCGACUGACUGAUGUCAUCACAUGGUGUCAACCAGCCUCCUCAUCUUCUCUGUUGCCACCUCCGCCGAGGAUCUGAAUUUUCAGAUUGCUUCUUCAGAUCCGUCGGUUUUCCAUCCAGGAUUCUAGUCCACAGUCCCAGAUCCUUCCUCUUUCCACAGAAACCAGAUUGACAAUACAAAGCACCACCACACUUGUGAAGCUUGUGAAGAUGCGCAAAGCCUUUUUUGCUCUCUGCUCAGUGUAAGAGCUUGGAUGAGUUUGUCCUAGCAGAAAGAAUCAGAACUGCAGCUGGAACAGUGAGCGUUAACACUAGUAACACUGCAGAAAUUUUUAAUGAAGCAGCACAUGCUGGGACAUUAGAACUACUUUCUAAUGAAAAAGAUGGAGCCUAGCACUUGCGUGUAUUUCAUUCCCAGUCUUUUGGAUUUGUCUUUUUUUUUAAAGCAGUCUCUAAAAAGAGUCUCAGUGCUCCUUCAGUGUGUAGGCUGGUACCGGAAGGCUGACUCAGACUUUGCCCCGACAUUUAAGAUCAACAAGCAGCAGAAAAUAAAUGGGACAAAUUUUGUAUAAAAAAAACUGAGAAUAGAAAAAAGUGAAAUGCUGUUUUGAAAGCGAGUGGACCCUCCAUAAUUUAUGCACACAUGUCAACCGUUGAAUGGGAAAGGGUGUUAAAUUAUUUUAAUUUGAGUUUAACAGUUUUCAUUCUUCUCAUGUUGCUCCAGUAAAUGACUAGUUCACCCAAAUCAGAAAAAUCUCAUUUGCCCCUUAUGGUGUCUCCAAUAAAAUGCUUUCAGUUUUAUUUGCAGAGGCUUUGGAAAAUCAUUUAAAAAAAAAACAUCAACAGCAGUGUUUCCCCUCCAGAAAUGACACCUACUCACUAAUCCAGAUUUUACAAUGGAAGCAUUCUCUGCUGAAUGAAGAGUUCUCUCUGUGGGUGGUGUCAGAUCUUAUUGGUGGAUCUCUCUGAACUUCUGCAAAUAAAACUGAAUAUGUAUAUAUUCCAGAUAUCAGUAGGAGUAAGUGGAAACAUUUUUUGUCAUUUGUGUGAACUGACUUUUUUAGGACAAAAAAAUUGGAGAAGGAGGUUUGGUUGUGGGUGGUAUUUGUUGUUUUUUCACUGCAGAUUAUUGUGAUACUUUUUCAUGUUAUGACUUCUUCUAUAGAGAUAUGUAAGUCUGUCAUUUAGUUGUAGUAUUAAAAUAAAUCCCCCUAAACAAAAAGUCCUAAAUACAAAAUCAGUUUUAUUUUUCCUCUACAAACACACCAGAGAUGUAACCUAAGUAAACAGGACUCUGAUUACGUGUAAAUGUUGAAGGAAAGUGUGACAUUCAGUGAACAGUUCUUUUGACCCACUUCACAUUAGUGAGUUCUUCCUCUGUUUCAACUGGAUUUUGUUCUCCCAUCAUUAAGAAGCAGUUAUUUGGAAUGUACAUAGAGCUUACUGAUUUUUUUCCUUAGCGAAGACAUGGAUCUGCUGAAAUAUGUUGUGUGGAACAGAGGCCCAUUUCUACGAGAAAAAGAAAAUAAAAUCAAACAUUUUGAAAUUAUAAAAAUAAAAAUACUUGUGGUAAGUCCAGUUAACGAGAUAAUAAGUCAAAAUUCUGUCCUACAGUUUUGUAACUGUGAUUUAAAAGGUCAAACUUUCCAAAUCUCUGUCAUAAAUCAUCUACAUCUUUACCUACAAGCCACAGUUUUGUAUAAUUUUAAUGUAGUAUCUCAUAAUUUAGACUUU